This is a messenger RNA of Acanthaster planci (crown-of-thorns starfish), 2227 nucleotides long. It is a transcript of the gene uqcrc2, whose product is annotated as ubiquinol-cytochrome c reductase core protein 2. Lineage: Eukaryota; Metazoa; Echinodermata; Asteroidea; Valvatida; Acanthasteridae. Gene Ontology annotation, cellular component: mitochondrion. The record is from RefSeq and is a predicted model, not a curated record. Gene Ontology annotation, molecular function: metal ion binding.
GUGAGGGCAACUACCGUGUCGAUACCCACUCGCCAUUUUGUGGUUGUGGUUGUAGAAAAAAAAUGAUGUCAAUGUCAGGAUUACGUCCAGUUUUUGCCGGAUUGUCGAGGAGACUGUACGCUGCACAGGUGGCAACAGCUACCCAGUCAGCUGACAAAACCCCUCUCCCACAGGAAUCUGUACAGGUUUCCAAGUUGAACAAUGGCUUGACAGUAGCUUCGUUAGAGAACCACUCCCCAGUCUCUCGUAUUGGCCUGUUAGUCAGUGCCGGUUGCCGCUAUGAAAAUACCCAGAAUCUGGGCAUUACCCACUGUCUGCGCAGCUAUGCCAAUCUGACAACAAGUAAUGCAACAACCUUCAAGAUCACCAGAGGUUUGGAUGACAUUGGGGCCAGCCUGGAAGCAACCACCACUCGGGAUCACAUGCUGUACUCUGUACAGUGUCUGCGAACUCAUAUAGACACUGCAGCCUCCUUCCUCCAGGCAGCAACCACCGGUCAACAGUUCCGACCCUGGGAAAUCAAGGACUACAGGCAAAGAGUGCUUUUUGAUUUGGCAUCGGUCAGAGACCAGCUGCAGAUUGAGGUUCUGGAGAAUUUGCAUGCGGCUGCCUUCAGAGACACCGUGGGCCGAUCGCUGUAUGCACCAGAAUACAUGGUGGACAAGAUUGGUACUGAGAUGCUGUUAGAUUACGUCAACAACAUGUACACAGCUGAAAAUACGGCCCUGGUUGGCAUUGGUGUGGAUCACGGAGACCUGAAGUCAUUCGGUGAGAAGUUUGAUGUGAAAAGGGGUGUGAAGACAGAGACACCAGCAGCUAAAUACGCAGGGGGUGAGAUUCGCACCCAGCGGGACUCACCUUACUCCUACGCAGCGGUAGCCGUGCAGGGCGCCAGCCUGAGUAGUAAGGAGCUACUCACCCUAGGUGUCCUGCAACAGCUGAUGGGGGUGGGACCUUACAUCAAGUGGGGCAGUCAGCAGGCAUCGUCCAAACUAAACCAGGCUGCCGGCAAGGCUACCAUGUUGCCAUUCUCGGCAAGCUGUUUCAACAUGUCCUACAGUGACACAGGUCUAUUUGGGAUAUUUGCUGUCACCCAAGGUGACCAGAUGGGAACUAUGCUGAAAUCAAUGGUAGGCCAGAUGGGAGCUAUCACCAAGGGAAACAUUGAAGACAAGGACCUGACCCGGGCAAAGAACCAGCUCAAAGCAGCAAUCCUGAUGAACCUUGAGAACCAGUCCACCAUCUUUGAGGACAUUGGGGUACAAGCCCUCUGUACUGGAGACUAUGUCACCCCGGCAGCGAUGAUAGCUGAGGUAGAUGCCAUCACUGGACAGGAUGCACUUCAGGUUGCCAAGCGGAUAUUCAAUGGUAAGCUGUCCAUGGCUGCCAGCGGAGACUUAGGUAACACCCCUUACUUAGACCAGCUCCUCAGUGCAUAGGCAUGCUUCCUCUUCUUCAAAACCACCCGAGGUAGGAUUGUCCAAAGGGAAAUACAGAAGGAAAUUUCAUGGAAUUUUUAUCAAGAUAACUUGCAGAUGAUGAUGGCAGACAUCGAGAAGUUCCCUGCGGAGCGUUCUGUUCAUUUUAGCAACUAGCAAGUUGUCUUGGGUUGAGAUUUUUGUUCAGGGUUACGUGGCAGAUGUAUACAUGAUAAGAACUGUAAUAGGCUUUUCAAGAGUUUCCAGUUUGGCAUCUCUUAGGGGUCAGAGAUACACGAAAACCUAUCACCUGAUGAAAGUGGAAAGAAAUGGAGAAACUGGCCUUUAUGACGGUUGUUUACGUUGAUGUCAUUAUAUCAAAUCUUUAUCACUGACAUAGCAGUUUGCCAAAAAGAUUCAGGGAAGUUAUGGAAUGGACUUAAGGUAUUUGGAAAAGGUCCUUUUGUUUUUACACAUAAAUACGCAUAUCCAUAAAUACAAAAAACUACAACUUGUGCUUUUAUCAUUCAUGAUAUCGUUCACUUUGAAGUUAGGGAAAAUUGUUUGAAUACACUACUGAUCAAGAUGGUUAAACAAGGGAAAACUCUUUUCAUAGAUUGUAUUGUUGAACAUUUUAUUUAUUCUCGGCUUGUUUCAUCGUUUGCCUGACUGACUUUUGGAGAACAGCAGAACACUGUCUCUAUCACAUUGCCGUUUCCACUAAUCAUUAUUUGUAGUUUUCUCUAAUCCCAAAGUCUGACUGCAUCCAUUUUUAUUCUGUGAAUAUGGCAGGUGGAUUGCCAGAGUAA